Messenger RNA from Diorhabda sublineata, 1485 nucleotides. Its product is annotated as proto-oncogene DBL-like. Lineage: Eukaryota; Metazoa; Arthropoda; Insecta; Coleoptera; Chrysomelidae. The coding region runs from base 1 to 1485 and encodes 494 amino acids. The record is from RefSeq and is a predicted model, not a curated record. The transcript has 8 exons. Gene Ontology annotation, molecular function: guanyl-nucleotide exchange factor activity; protein binding. Gene Ontology annotation, cellular component: cytoplasm.
AUGUUUUACGCAAACGCAGAAGCAGCCUCAGAAAAUAAUGACAAACAUGCAAUCGCAGGUUCUUCUUUAUCACAUUCCUCUCCAAUUGCAUUAGACGAAGCCUUCAAUAAAGUUAAAACAGAAUCAGUUUUAAAUAACCUUUUGGAAUCCGAAAAAAUGUAUGUCAGAGAUCUUUUAGCUGUACUCAAGGGGUACAAAGAUGCGUCUGAAUACGAGCAUAUGCAAGUGUUUCUCCCACCAGAUGCAGGAGAGAAACUCACUAUUAUUUUUGGAAAUUUGGAAGAUAUUUGUAAAUUUCAUACGCAACAAUUUAUAUUGGGAUUGAGCAGUCGUUCAACAAGUGGAAAAAUAGCAAAGUGCUUCAUGGAAUCGAAAAAUAUGAUGUAUCUAUUAUACAGUAAUUACUGUAUAAAUCUUCCAAACUCUGAAAAAGUGAGAGAAAAUUCUCCUGAAUUGAAAUCAUUCUUCCAACUUUGCCAAGAAAUAUCAGAUCACGAUAUGCCCUUAGCAGCAUAUUUAUUGAAGCCAGUACAGCGUAUAACUGAAUAUCAAGUAUUUUUAAACGAUCUUCUAAAAUACUGCCAGGACGCUAACGCUUACGCCAAACUUCGGAAAGCUGUAGACUGUUUCGGAAAAGUAUUAAAAUCUGUCAAUGAUCGUUUAUACCAGAGGUGUAUAACGGACCUUUAUUUGAAUCUAUCGCAACAGGGAGAGUUAUUGCUCAAAGGAAGAUUUACUGUAUGGUAUGAUCACAAACUACUUUCAUUAGCAAAGCAAAGAUUCGUUUUGCUUUACCAAAGAGCUGUACUUUUCUGUAAACCAAUUUCGAAAGCAACGGAAGAUCAGGCUAGUUAUCAGUUCAAAAAUUAUUUGCCAAUGUCUCAGAUUGGGUUGACUGAAUAUAUUAAAGAUGAUAACCUGAAAUUUGAAAUUUGGUCCAAAGGAAGACAAGAAGUUUAUGUCGUCAAAGCUCCUAAUUGCGAAAUGAAGGAAACAUGGGUUAACCAAAUUAAAAAAUUGUUACUCAAACAAAUGAAAAGAAUUGAAAGGAAACAGUUAAGAGAAAAUGGAGGUCGAACUCCCAAAUUCAUUCUAGAAAAUAGAGAGCAGGAAACUUCCUCCUUUGCAGUAGAAAAGGUAUCGAGUCAAGCUGCAGCAACUAACAGUAAUGAUACUGGUUAUUGUUGUCAGACUCAAAUUUAUGUUGCCUUUAAAGACUAUUAUGCAAAUACAUACAAUGAAGUUAACAUUGAAGAAGGAGAUAUAGUUGAGCUGCUGAAGGUCAAAGAAGGGGGUUGGUGGUAUGUAAGAAUUAUUGGUAAUAAGAAAUUUAUUUCACUUAUCGAUCUACCCAUUUUAGAAGAUCACAAAAUAACUAGCUCUCUAGCUAAAUCACUAGUAAACAUAAAUGUUUUUGAAGAUACUGCGUUCAGCGACAGAAAAGGUUGGGCUUCGGGUGCGAUUUUCCGUAAAAUGUUUGAGUGA